AUGGCUCUCCAGUCCUUCCGUCCGAGCCUGGUCCGCUGUCGGCAUACCGCUCGCGCCUUCGCUCCAUGCGCGCGCACAUUCGCAACAGAAUCAGAAUCAGCACCCUCAACACCAGAGUCCUUCAAGAUCCCCGCGACAUCAGCCAGCAAUACGAAGACGAAGCCGCGAUGGAGCCAGACGCCCCAAGGAAUGAAAGCUCCUCUGCAACUGGAUUUUGCAAAGAGCGCCCGGAACAAGAUCUGGGCGGUGAAUAACGAUCCCACACGGCUGGACGAGGUGUACAACCGCCUGCUGGGACCGGGAGGUAGCAAGAUGCUGCCGGAGGAACUCAAGUGGCUGGCGGUGACACACAAGAGCUUUGAUCAAGGAAGGAGAGGAUUUAACGACAGAUUGGCACUGUUAGGACGGUUGACGAUGGUAAUGGAAGCAACAAAAGAGAUUGUCAGCAAGGAGCCUCUUGACGGCUCAAUAUUCCCCGACCAAUUCGACAGAACACCAUUGGAGGACGAUCAGUUGCUCUCGGUAGAUAAUCUCAACGUCAUGGGACCCCGAGACAUUAUCGGUAAAGACAAGCUCUACCAGUUGGCCAACAACGUUGGGCUGAUGGAUGUAGUGCGGUGGAAGCCUCGAUUGCCCCGACGGCUCGAGGCUUCAGGUGUGGAAGUGGUAUUAAACUCGGCGCUCAUGGCCAUCAUCGGCGCCGUCACGCUGCAGCACGGAUCUGCCGUAGCGGCGCAGGUGGUGAGGGAGAGGAUCUUGGCACAGGUACCCAAGGAUAACUAA
This is a messenger RNA of Trichoderma gamsii, 783 nucleotides long. RefSeq lists its product as hypothetical. The coding region runs from base 1 to 783 and encodes 260 amino acids. The transcript is spliced from 3 exons. Lineage: Eukaryota; Fungi; Ascomycota; Sordariomycetes; Hypocreales; Hypocreaceae. The record is from RefSeq and is a predicted model, not a curated record. Gene Ontology annotation, cellular component: mitochondrial large ribosomal subunit. Gene Ontology annotation, molecular function: ribonuclease III activity; structural constituent of ribosome. Gene Ontology annotation, biological process: RNA processing; mitochondrial translation.